Molecule: messenger RNA, 669 nt
Organism: Pygocentrus nattereri (red-bellied piranha)
Lineage: Eukaryota; Metazoa; Chordata; Actinopteri; Characiformes; Serrasalmidae
Gene: tmem14ca
Product: transmembrane protein 14Ca
Exons: 5
Coding region: 34-543 (169 amino acids)
Biological process (GO): regulation of heme biosynthetic process
Cellular component (GO): mitochondrial membrane
Source: RefSeq, a predicted model, not a curated record
GUGCGGCCAUGUGAGCUAUAGCUAACGUUACUUAUGCUGACUGACGUUUUGACACAGUUGUUAUCUCAUUCGGGUUUAUCUGCUGCACAACUUAUGCUCGCAUUCCAUACAAGUUUUAAGAAGAUAGAGCUGUCGGGCUGUCAGGGCUCCACGUCGCUGUCUGACCUUACAGUCAUGAACGCUACUGCGGUCAAUGUCUUUUUCAAGCAGGCCCUGAUCAUGGCAGUUGACUGGGCUGGAUAUGGGUACGCAGCACUGGUUGCGUCAGGAGGAGUGCUGGGUUAUGUUAAAGCAGGCAGUGUCCCUUCCUUGGCAGCUGGGGUGCUCUUUGGCGGUCUAGCAGGUUUUGGUGCUUAUCAGAUAUCACAGAACCCCAAAAACAUCUGGGUAUCUUUAGCUACAUCAGGAACCCUGGCUGCUAUCAUGGGGAACAGAUUUUAUAACUCUCGCAAGAUUAUGCCUGCUGGUAUAGUGGCUGGAGCAAGCAUUCUGAUGUUGGUGAAGCUUGCUUUUGGAGUUCUACAGAAGCCACAAAAAUCAUGAUAAAUUGAUACCACAAAACCCUGAAAAAUCAUUCUUUAUUGCUACAUUAUAUCACUGUCAUUCUGUAGUCAACUGUGAUUGUGGAAAUAAUUUUUAAUAAAAUGUUUCAUAAAUGAUAAAAAUUAA